CCACCUGCAGAGAGAGAGAGAGAGAGAAAAAGAAAUCACCUUAAGAAAGGGAGAGAAGACAGUUAUCAUGGAUACGAGGAAGCACCUGUGUUCCCUGGCCCGUAUGUUGCUGCCUGCCCUGGGCUUUGUCCUCUUCUGUGUGGGGGCCUACCUGAUGUCCCUCCACAAUGUCUACAACAGCUCCCUGUGUUACAUCCUGGCCUACGUCCUCAUUGCCUGUGGCUUGUGUUGCCUCCUCACCGGGGUCUUCUGGACCAUCUGCCAUGGCAUGAAGAGGAAGAGGCAGAGGAGCAGGAGCCACCACACCGCUGCACACAUCCAUGUCUACACCGUUGACAGACCCAGCUUCCACCUUCCUUCAUAUGAGGAGUCUCAGCACAACCACACCUCUGCCUUCUCUGCUACUGCAGCUGCAGCUUACUCUGUGCUGGGGCUCUCUGAAGACGGCCUGAGGUUCAAUCUGGCCCCCCCUCUGUACACCCAGGACAUCUCUGAGGCCCCAGACGACACCUUCAACCAUGAAGAACCACCUGCGUACUCUGAGAUGGCCAUGCAGCUGCACAGGGAGCCACAGGGGCUUCCACAGCAACCAGAACAUUCCGGUUUGGACAGAGUUCCAUGUCCUGAGCUGGACGGUCGAUAG
Molecule: messenger RNA, 643 nt
Organism: Oncorhynchus tshawytscha (Chinook salmon)
Lineage: Eukaryota; Metazoa; Chordata; Actinopteri; Salmoniformes; Salmonidae
Product: transmembrane protein 252
Exons: 2
Coding region: 68-643 (191 amino acids)
Source: RefSeq, a predicted model, not a curated record